Asparagus officinalis (garden asparagus) is the source of this 939-nucleotide messenger RNA. Its product is annotated as glutathione S-transferase T3-like. NCBI's taxonomy places the organism in Eukaryota, Viridiplantae, Streptophyta, Magnoliopsida, Asparagales, Asparagaceae. The coding region runs from base 1 to 939 and encodes 312 amino acids. The transcript has 2 exons. The record is from RefSeq and is a predicted model, not a curated record.
AUGGCAGAAAAUAAUAAUCCAUAUUAUGUCAAUUUGAUGACUAGUCAUUAUCCAUGGGAAGAUCAAUAUGAAGAGCAAUCGUUUCAACCGGACAUACUCGAAGAAAAUUCGGUAAAAGAUGUACCAUUGCAAAAGAAGUUGAUGCGAAAAUCAAAAUAUCGGAUCGAAGAAGUCAUCUUGCUUGUAUCUGCAUGGAUCAACACUAGCAUUGAUCCAAUGCAAGGGACAUUGCAAAAAUAUGCCACAUUUUGGAACCAAGAAGCAACUUAUUAUCAUGAAAACAAAACAUUCAGUAGCGAUCGUGAUCAAAAAGGGUUAGAGCACCGUUGGUCGGCUAUUCAAAUUGCAGUUAGUAAAUUUUGUGGGUGUUUUAAUCAAAUUAAAGCAAGAAAUCAAAGUGGCUUGACAGAGAAUGACAAGGUUCCAUCCAAAGUGGCUUGGCCAAUUUUCAAUGAAAAAGCUAAGAAGUCAAAAAAUUCAAGUCCUGCUACAUCUUCUCCUGCAACUCCAGAUUCAAUAAAUUGCAGUGAAGAAGAAUGUCUUACUGAAGGUUUGUCAAGGCCCAUAGGUAGAAAGGAUACAAAAGAAAGGUUGAAACAAGGUAAAGACAAGCAUAUCGCUUCUGAAAUUACACCAGCGAUGUUGUUUAUUGAUGAAAUGAAGCAGGAUCGGAAAGAAAAAGAAACAAAGAGAACAAAAUUAUUUGAUCAAAUUUAUGUUCAGGAGCAAGAGCGCAUAAAGAUAGAGCAAGCCAGACUACAGUUCGCUCAAGAAGCUCAAAAUAUCAAAAAGGAAAAAAUGCGAUUGAAAGCUAUGAAACAAGAUGAGAGGAUUACGGUAAUUAACACUGAUGGCAUGCCUCCAUUACAAGUAGAGUAUUACAAUAAGCUGAAGAUGGAAAUUCUUGAAAGACAAUUUGGUGGUGGUGGUUCAAAUUAG